AAAGGAAGUAUUGCUGCAAAUGAGCUACGGAACGUUAUGUUUUCGCUGGUAGCAGAUUAUGGCGACAGUGAGGGAUCGUCUCUGUCCGAUUUGGCAGAGGCAGACACCAAGGAUGAACCGUUAACCGAUGAAAGAUCCGGCAGCCAUCCGAUUAACACUAGUGCGGUCUCAUCGCUUCCCCUACCGAGUGCCAGCGAUAUGCUGCAGUCGGGUACGCAUCGCGUAAUACCAGGCAGUGUUUUUAGUAACCCUUUCCGCGAGGCGGAAGAAGCCAAAUUGGCCAGUCUCGAGAAGCACGUGAAGAUGGUCGAUCCCGAGGCGAACGUUUCGGAGCAGAAACGUAAAGUAUGUUGGAGCUAUAAAAAGGGCCGCUGUCGGUUCGGAAGCAAGUGCAACUUUGCGCACGAUUCCGACCUGAUACUACGCAAGGAGCUGCCGAGCAGCGAGCACGAACCAGAAGAAGGCCCAAGCACCACAGAAGUAUCGUUGGUGCCGACACAGCAAACGACGCCGAAUAAAAAGAAACGUCCCGGAUUGAGCCGGGAACUCGUGCCUCCGAGGAAGGUGCUUAAAAUGUAUCACAGGGAAAAAUACGGGAUGCUCAAGUAGCCGUAGCCCCCGGUGCGCGACACUUGCGGUGUACGUAGUGGUAUUUCUUUAUUAGCCAUCUGUAAGAUACGCGUUAGGGAAACGAGAUAUAUGUUUUAUUUACAGCCGACAAGUUCAUCAGUAAUGCGAUUAGAAAUAGACGCUUCUAUCAUUCUCC
This is a messenger RNA of Anopheles cruzii, 766 nucleotides long. RefSeq lists its product as uncharacterized. NCBI's taxonomy places the organism in Eukaryota, Metazoa, Arthropoda, Insecta, Diptera, Culicidae. Bases 37 to 609 code for a protein of 190 amino acids. The transcript has 2 exons. Gene Ontology annotation, molecular function: metal ion binding. The record is from RefSeq and is a predicted model, not a curated record.